AUGAACAACGGACGAUAUCUCGGUCAAGGCCUUUGCAAAGGAAGUUUGGCUCGUGCCGGUAAGGUCAAGACCGCCACACCAAAGGUCGACAAGCAAGAGAAGCCCAAGCAGCCCAAGGGCCGUGCCCGCAAGCGAUUGGUCUACACCCGCCGUUUCGUCAACGUCACCUUGACCGGUGGCAAGCGCAAGAUGAACCCUAGCCCCAGCUCAUAG
Messenger RNA from Talaromyces atroroseus, 213 nucleotides. RefSeq names its product 40S ribosomal protein S30. The record is from RefSeq and is a predicted model, not a curated record. Lineage: Eukaryota; Fungi; Ascomycota; Eurotiomycetes; Eurotiales; Trichocomaceae. The transcript is spliced from 4 exons. Gene Ontology annotation, biological process: translation. Gene Ontology annotation, molecular function: structural constituent of ribosome. Gene Ontology annotation, cellular component: cytosolic small ribosomal subunit; ribosome. Bases 1 to 213 code for a protein of 70 amino acids.